This is a messenger RNA of Schistocerca serialis cubense, 2570 nucleotides long. Its product is annotated as zinc finger protein 271-like. The coding region runs from base 556 to 1566 and encodes 336 amino acids. Gene Ontology annotation, molecular function: DNA-binding transcription factor activity, RNA polymerase II-specific; RNA polymerase II cis-regulatory region sequence-specific DNA binding. Gene Ontology annotation, biological process: regulation of transcription by RNA polymerase II. The record is from RefSeq and is a predicted model, not a curated record. The transcript has 6 exons. NCBI's taxonomy places the organism in Eukaryota, Metazoa, Arthropoda, Insecta, Orthoptera, Acrididae.
AGAUAGUAUAACAACGAGACUCUUCCCGUUAGCUUCGCGGGCGUAUGCUAGUUAACUUUCCUAAUAUUGUGUGACCAUGUUUUGCAAAACUGAUUAGUUAAAACAUGGCGCACAAGCCCAUCAGAUUGUGUUUGUUUUCCAUGGACCAUCCUGCUGGUUUGCCUUCAUGUCAUUAAAGCUACAUUUGAUAAUGGAACCUAAAGCGAAUUUUUAUCAUUGAAAUCUUGUGUAGUAAUACAAUACUCCUUUCUUAAGAUGUAUAUUUUUCGACACACUACAUGAAUGUAAAUUUGUAUCAUUGUAGUCUUGGUAUAGCAACACCAUACCCCUUUCUCAGAACAUAUGAUUUCCGACUCUACAAAUGCAACAUCAUCUAGCAAAUGCUGUUAUCUUAUCGACAUAUGUCGGUUGCGGGUUGGACCUCCCUCGUAUCACACGCAAACAAAACGUAAACUGUCAGAUGCUGUUGAUGUUUUCAUGUGGAGGUUAAGAAAAUUAGAAGGAAUUUUUCAGUGAGAACUACUGAUUUACGUUCCAAAACAAUUGGCGUUGGAGAUGGCAUCUACAGGAGAGGAAGCGGCACAUGCACUGUCUGGCGAGAUAGAAAUCAAAGAGGAACCAAUAUUGACUGACCCCUACCAGCAAUCACUGGAAGAAAUUGAACAGAUCUUCAUAAAAGAAGAGAACAUUAAAUUGGAAAUUCCUGAAGAUCUCGAGGCAUGUGAUCCACUGCAGUUGGAGGAAGAAGAACUCAAAACUGAAGCAGAAUCAACAGGUCAUGGCAGUGAACCAGAAAGUGUUUUCGCCGUUGGCCUGGAGGACGACAACAGAACUGGUGGCGGUGGCAGUCUGUUUACACGAUUUGGCCUACCUACAGGAAUGGGCAACACCACAGAGUGCACCAUCGAGAAGGAUGCAUUCUGUGAGGUGAAAAACGGGGGAAGUCACGACACUCUAUAUUCCUGCAGUGUGUGUCCCAAAACAUUCAGAACUAGGCUUGGCUUGAAGACACACUCACGGUCACACGGGGGAGAACGUCCCUAUAAAUGUGAAGUGUGCCACAAGGUAUUCAAGUUUCGCAGCAAAUUGAGGAAACACUCGCAAGUGCACACGGGGGAACGUCCAUACACUUGUGGUGUGUGCAAUAAGGCAUUCACAGAAAAGUGCCACCUCAAGAGCCAUUCGCGACAGCACACAGGGGAACGACCAUAUGAGUGCAGUCUGUGUCAAAAGAAAUUCUUGUAUAGCUCCAGCUUGAACAUCCAUUUACGUCUGCAUACUGGAGAGCGGCCGUUCGCCUGUAGCGUCUGUCCUAAGACAUUUACGCAAAGUUCUGUGCUGAGGAAUCAUUUGCGAAUGCACACAGGGGAGAGGCCGUACAGUUGCAGAAUUUGUCAUAAGAAAUUCUCGCAAGAAAGCAGUUUGAAGAAUCAUAUUAAUGUCCACACAGGCACCCGCCCAUACAGUUGUGAUUUGUGUCAGAAGAGCUUCAAGAGCAGAGGCAGCCUCUGGAACCACUCGGUAAUACACAGCAAACCGUCUCAAGACCUUCAGACAAACGUGUAGUCGGAUGAGACACUCGCAGCUGCACUCCAGCUAACGCCCUUUCUGCUGUGACGUGUGUCAUAAGUGAUUUAAUACGAGGCAUGACACUGAAAGCCACACUGAAUCUCACGUCAUGCGUGGUGAAAGAACUCCUGAAGUAUGCACCUUUAUUAUAAAGCUUUGGCAAAAAAUGGCUUUUACUCUCCGUUAACGAUAGCGCUACACUGAUUUGCCUUUUUUUGCUUUAGACAGCUAACUGCCUUAAACAGAAUGGAUAUUACGAACUCAAGGCAAGAGUUGGUCAAGAACAUGGAAUAAUGUAGUGCCGUGACAUGCUUCUGAUUCUCUUUCCAUCUGUGAAGCUAUUAGACCAAUGCGCGAAACCUAAGGACGAAAAUAGAUUUCCCAUGAUGUGUCACUGCCAAGUAACAUAGCCUGAUGAAACUUUGAACAUAUAUGGGAAGAACACCUGUUGUAUUGUACAUUAAGUAACUGAAAGAAAUACACGACAAGAUGAACAAAGGAGACGCGGUGUAUUCGAAGAUAACGCGAGGGGCGUUCAGUAAGUAAUGUAACACAUUUUUUUCUCGCCCACUUUCGGUUACAAAAAUGUGGAAUUUGUUGUGAGACAUCGUGAAUAUUCACUCUGCAACCCCUACAGUUCCAUGCAGUUCCGAUAGCUGGCAGCACUGUAAGGUGAGCAUAUCAUCUUGAUUUUUGUGAGUUAUCGAUGUGCAUGUCACAGAGAGAGAGAGAGAGAGAGAGAGAGAGAGAGAGAGAGAGAGAGAGCAAGUUGUGUUGCAGUUUUGCAGUUAAUCUUCGGUCGUGCUAUGACACAGUCUUUGCCACCGCGCAGUCUGGCAAGUUCUUACUGAAGUAUGGUAGGUGACGGAUGUAUUCAGAAGUGCUGUGUUGACUUGUGAUUCUAUCUGUUGCGAGAAAGAUUUAUUGUAAGGGACAGGAGAGAUGAAUUGAAUGAAUGAUAUAUUGAAAGGCGAGAAGAAUAUAAAGUUUGAGUUUUUUUU